CGCGCGUGAGGGUGAGGAGGAGGAGGCGGCGGCGGCAGCGGCGGCCCUGGGCGUGAGGCGGCAGCGGCGGGGCCGGCACUAUGUCGGGCUCGGAGGAGUACUCCUCGGCCGAGGACGAGGACUACGUGCCCUCAGGUGCGGAGUACAGCGAGGACGACGUGAGCGAGCUGGUGCGGGAGGAGGCGGCGGACAGCCCGCGGCCGCCCUGCGGUAGGAGGAGCCCCCGCCGCCCCGCCAGCAGGAAGAGGAAGAAAGGAGGUCUCUUGCUAGAGCCAGAUGACAAAGAGGAAGAAAAGGCUCAGCAGAACGAAGAGGAGGAGGAGGAAGUAGAUAAUGUAGAGCAGGUGGAAAGAAACAGAGAAGAAGAAGAAAAAAAGAAAGAGGAUGCUCUUUGGGCCAGUUUCCUUAGUGAUGUGGGACGGAAGCCCAAAGUGGUGGCUGCCACACAAGUGAUGCAAACUAAGAAGGGUGAAGAAGAGAAGAGUGGGAACAAGCUUCAGGAGAAACCAAAAGAGUCUGAGAAGCCAAAAGAUUCAGGAAAAGUGACAAUCACCAAAGUGUUCGAUUUCGCUGGUGAGGAAGUCAGAGUGACUAAAGAAGUGGACUCAACCUCAAAAGAAGCUAAAUCCUUUCUGAAGCAGCAAGAGAAAUGGCAGUUGGCAGCUCCAGCUUCCCUCCCAACAGUCUCUGGAGUCAGGCCGGUCUGUAGUACAGCUGUACAGUGGCUGGAGGCUCCCACCCAUGGAAUAGUUGGUGGAUGCAGGGUGAGGAGGCCAAGCGGUAUGAGCAGCCUUCUGGGGAAGAUUGGCUCCAAAAAGCAGAAGAUGAGCACACUGGAGAAAUCUAAACUGGACUGGGAGAACUUCAAGGAGGAGGAGGGGAUUGUGGAGGAGCUGGCAAUCCAUAACCGAGGGAAAGAUGGGUACAUCGAGAGGAAAGCAUUCCUGGAGCGUGUGGAUCACAGGCAGUUUGAAAUCGAACGUGACAUCAGACUGAGCAGGAUGAAGCCCUGAUGUGCCGGGGGUGGCCACGGGGGACCCUGCUCCCUUCUGUGCCUCAGCGCUGGCUGGGGGCUGCCAGCCACCGCCUGACCACCAAGCACGGAAACUGUUCUCUACCCAAGACUCAGCCUGUAUGUCUCAAUGUACAGGUUUUUCCUUUUACUGUAAUAGUUUGGGGAGGGUAUUUGUCAGUGGGCAGGGGGCUCUUCGAGGGUUAAAUGGCCCAGCAAGUGACAGAAGGGACUGGUGUGAUUCUGUCAGGCAGCUUUCCAAGGAGGAGAGAUGGUGGCACCCAUCCUUUGCCAACCCCGGGUGCUUCUGGCAGCAGGAGGAGCCACCAAAGCUGGGAGAGUGCUGGAGCCUGGGUUAAGGCUCGGCUGGCAUAUUUGGUUGUGAGAACGGAGCUGCAGGAAGGUUUUGUGGCUGCUGUGCGUGCGCAAGCUGUGGGCUGGAGCCCUUCUCCCCACUCUGCCAGCCCCUCAGUUCUCCUUGCCCCUCUGCGCUGUGCUCUUGCCCAGACAAAGCUGAACUGUCUGUACUUGUUUGUGGGGUCUGAUGAUGCUGGGGGGGGUUAAGCAAGCCGAUGAAGAAAUCCUUCCUUGUUCAUGCUCUCAAGAAGAUGGGAGCAGCUGCAGCAGGCAGGACAGGCCAGGAUCUGAGUGUUCACAUGAAUAAAGUAUUCCAUCCCAAUG
Harpia harpyja (harpy eagle) is the source of this 1693-nucleotide messenger RNA. It is a transcript of the gene CFDP1, whose product is annotated as craniofacial development protein 1. The record is from RefSeq and is a predicted model, not a curated record. Lineage: Eukaryota; Metazoa; Chordata; Aves; Accipitriformes; Accipitridae. Bases 81 to 1013 code for a protein of 310 amino acids. The transcript is spliced from 8 exons.